UUGUAAUAUUUCAAGAUUCUUAAAGACAAAAAUCCUAAAUGACAGAUCUAUCUUGCAUAUGAAAGUUUAUGCAUGCAGAAGAGUUUAGAAAGGAUGAAAGAAAAGCUAUCAGCAUUCCCAUAUGAAAGCCAUGAAAUUUCUUAUCUGCUAUGUCAGGGUGCCCAUAAUUUACCUGAUCAUUAAUUCAGGCUGUGAGUAACCAUAUUUAAUUGGUAAUGACUUAAGAUUAACAUUUUGCACCAUUGGAAAUUUGCCCCAAUCUUAAUCCCCUCCUUCACCCCCAAGAUAUACUUGCUCUGGAUUCAGCUUUCUACAGAACUCCUAUGCGCCUGGCCUAUUUACACCCAUUCAGCAGAGUAAGACUGGAAAAGCUUAGAAACAUAAAUCUUUUUUUCUUUCUUUCUUUUUUUUUUUUCUAGUUUGUAAAGUUAACCCAGCUGCCUGGUGGCUUCCCAGCUGUUCUGCUGUCGAUAAUAAUUUCCAUCCUUUGGCUGUCCUCUGGGAGCUUCCCCCAGAGCCGCCCUCAGCUAGGUCUAUAGCAGCACUGACCCCAGGAGCAAUCCUGGACAAGACAUAUUACCAGUGGGAUUAGGAGAGCUGCUGCUGCCUUCUUUUUCUCAAGUUGACAGAAGAGGUUCAAAGAGAUAAGACUUACUCUUUCUUUCCUAAGAGAUCACACUGAAUUUGAUGUCAAUGGAUUUUCUUUUUCUGAGCAUAUGCCUUGAUGAACACUUCCAGAAUUAGAGUAAAAAAUUAGAACAAGAAAUCCCUCAGCACAAUAUGACCGAAGAGAAUUUUAAAGAGAUUUUGGGAAUACCAAAGGAUCCAGAGCCUGUAAGAAUGGAGAAGAGCAAUAAUAAUGAGUGUGUGGUCACUGCAAUUCCCCUGGUCAGCGAAGUUCAGCUGACAGCCGCCACGGGAGGAGCUGAGCUCUCCUGUUACCGCUGUAUCAUCCCCUUUGCUGUGGUCGUUCUGAUUGCUGGAGUGGUGGUUACAGCUGUAGCCUACAGUUUCAAUUCUCAUGGAUCCAUCAUUUCCAUUUUGGGGCUUAUCUUAUUGUCAUCUGGACUUCUUUUGUUAGCUUCCAGUGCCUUGUGCUGGAAGGUAAGGCAGAGGAGCAAGAAAUCUAAAAGAAGAGAGAGUCAGACAGUCCUGGUUGCAAAUCAGAGGAGUCUGUUUGCUUAAAAAGAAAUGAUUCAAACAGAAAUCUGAGACCUGAAAACCUGGCCAGACAUUGUCAAACACUUAGGACCUGUUUAUACAGUCUCAUCUAUAUUCCAUGCAAGUGGUAUUUUCUAAGUGUUAAUUUAGAAAAUGCAAUUGGCAAACUUUGGAACGGUUUUCUAGAAGUCAGGCAGAAGAAUGAAAGUGGAAAAGACUCUCAGGACCUGUGUCUUCUUUGAUGACAUACUUGAUGGCAAAGACUGUUUCUAAGGCUGAUAAGUCAGCUUUUUCUCCACAUUACAAUUUUUGUUGUUGCUAUUGUUUAGUCAUUUUUAGUUGUGGUCAGUUCUUUGUGACCCUACUUGAGGACUUCUUGGAAAAGAUACUGGAAGGGUUUGCCAUUUCCUUGUUCUGUACAUUUUACAGAUGAGGAAACUGAGGUAAACAGGGUUAAGGAGGUUGCCCAGGGUCAUAUAGCUAAUGUCUGAGUCUGGAUUUGAACUCAAUUCUUUCACUCUAUUAACUAAUCCACUUACCUGCCCUGGCUAAUAUUAAAAGGCAUCAAACAAAACAGUAAAAUGAUGGGACAGAUUUGCUAUAUUUGAGAGUUGACUGCAAAAAAUAAAAUCACUAACAUAACAUUGUAGUAUUUAAACACAGUGAAGACUUCAAAAGUGUAGAUCACUUUUGAUUUUUUUUUCCUUGAAAUUCUUUGAUUCCCCAUCCCCAUCUCAUAAGCUAAUUCUCUGGCAUCUGUUUUUAUUAUUCUGUUCCAAUGACCUCAUUGGUGGUACUUUUUUCUUGAAGAGUAAACUUUUAACUUGUUAACUUUUACUGUUGAUUAGAUAUAAAUGUUUGUAAUGAUUUGUGUCAAGAGUAAAUAAAGGAUAAACAUAGCUGGGAGGCAAUGUCGUUGGGUUAAAUUAAUAUUGAAUGAUCUGAUCUAGCACUUUCAAUGAUUUUUAUAUAAAAGUUUUGAAAUGUAAUUUUCAUUUAAAAUAAUAAAUGCUCAGUGCUGCUAGAAGCUUCCUAAAGGA
Messenger RNA from Antechinus flavipes (yellow-footed antechinus), 2201 nucleotides. RefSeq names its product transmembrane protein 100 (gene TMEM100). The coding region runs from base 781 to 1185 and encodes 134 amino acids. Gene Ontology annotation, biological process: cellular response to BMP stimulus. The transcript is spliced from 3 exons. The record is from RefSeq and is a predicted model, not a curated record. Lineage: Eukaryota; Metazoa; Chordata; Mammalia; Dasyuromorphia; Dasyuridae.